This is a messenger RNA of Phoenix dactylifera (date palm), 2295 nucleotides long. Its product is annotated as 5'-3' exonuclease family protein. The record is from RefSeq and is a predicted model, not a curated record. Gene Ontology annotation, molecular function: 5'-flap endonuclease activity. Lineage: Eukaryota; Viridiplantae; Streptophyta; Magnoliopsida; Arecales; Arecaceae. Gene Ontology annotation, biological process: pollen development.
CCCGUUUCCCCGGUUGCGUUUCUCUUCUAUAAGCGCAUAGCAAACCCCGUCCCAUCCCAUCGAGGGGUCAAACCAGGCCUAAAACCCUCCCCCUUUCCCUCUUCUUCUCCUCGUCGCCUCCGCCCUCGCCGGCGAUGGGAGUCGCCGGGAAUUUCUGGGACCUCCUCAAGCCCUACGCCCGGAACAAGGGCGUGGACUUCCUCCGGAACAAGCGCGUGGCCGUCGACCUCUCCUUCUGGAUCGUCCAGCACGAGGCUGCCAUCCGCCACAAAACCCCUCGCAUCCGCAGCCCCCACCUCCGCACCACCUUCUUCCGCACCGUCUCCCUCUUCUCGAAGAUGGGGGCGUUCCCGGUGUUCGUCGUCGACGGGGAGUCGUCGCCGUUGAAGGCGCAGGCAAGGAUAGAGCGCUUCUUCUGCAACUCCGGUGUCGAUCCCUCGGCGCUGCCGAAGGCGGCGGAAGGGGAGGAGGCUCCCGUGAAACAGAGGAAUCAGGCAUUCACCAGAUGCGUUCAGGAGUGCGUGGAGCUCCUCGAACUCCUAGGGAUGCCAGUUCUAAGAGCAUGUGGUGAGGCUGAAGCCCUGUGUGCGCAGUUAAAUAGUGAAGGUCAUGUUGAUGCUUGUAUCACUGCUGACAGUGAUGCUUUCCUGUUUGGGGCGAAAUGUGUCAUAAAGUGCCUCCGCUCCAAUUGUAAGGAGCCUUUUGAGUGCUACUACAUAUCAGAUGUUGAAGCUGGUCUUGGUUUGAAGAGAAAACAAAUGGUAGCCGUUGCUCUUCUGGUUGGUAAUGACUAUGAUUUGCAUGGGGUAUCUGGGUUUGGGGUUGAUACGGCUGUCCGAUUUGUAAAGUUGUUUAGUGAGGAUGAGAUCUUGACUAGGUUAUGUGAGGUUGGUAAAGGGGUUUUCGCUUUUUCAGAGGGAAGCAUCAGUUUGGCCAUGGAUUCCCAUGUGCCCAUUUCAAAUGAGGUUUCACCAAGUGCAAGAUCUCAACACUGCUCGCAUUGUGGUCACCCAGGCAGUAAGAAAGCUCAUCAGAAGACUGCUUGCGAAUACUGUAUUCUUAAUGGUUCUGAAAAUUGCAUGGAAAAGCCAACAGGGUUCAAAUGCUUGUGCUCCACCUGCGAUAAGGAUCGCAAAACUAAGGAGCAAAAGAAAUACGAGAAUUGGCAAAUCAAAAUGUGCAAAAUGAUUGCUGCAGAACAAAAUUUUCCAAACAAUGCGAUCAUUGAAUUGUAUUUAAGUAGCAACCAUGGAAAUUAUGACGAAAAAGAUGCCCAUCUCUUGUGGGAUAAACCCAAAGUUGAAACUCUGGUUGAAUUUUUAAAUUAUCAUCAGCAUUGGGAGCCAUCUUAUAUACGGCAACGGAUGUUUCCAAUGUUAACAACUAUUUACUUAAGGGAAGUGGCCUCAAAUCCAAAUGAAGGCUUACUUCUACAUAGCCAGUAUGAGUUCCACUCUAUUCAGCGACUAAAAGUAAGAUAUGGCCAUCCUUAUUACUUGAUCAAAUGGAAGAAAGCUAUCCAGAGUACAGUUAUGUAUGAUGUCUCUGGUGAGCAAUCUGAGUCUGAGGAAAUGGAGUCCAUGGGAGCUAAUGGCUCCAAUGAUAUGCUAGAUGAACCAGAUGUUCCAUUGAUUCUCACUGACAAUGGGUGUUGCUUUCUCUUGACUGAUGAAAAUAUGGAGCUUGUACAAGCUGCAUUUCCCAAGGAAGUUGACCGAUAUUUGGGAGGAAAAGAGAUUAAAGGAAUCCAAAUCAAAAGAAAGAAAAUCCAAUUCAAGAUCUGGCAAAAAUAAAGCUGGAAUUGCUGACAAUUCAGAAUCUCCCAAAUUGAGUGGCGUUCAGCUUAGCAUCACUGAGUUUUACCGUUCAACGAAAGCACUGGGUCAGGCAAAGACAGGUGAGGACCCAGAGAAGAACUUGAACAGAGAAGAGCCACCAAGAGACAACAGAAAGAAGUCAGCUGAUUUGGAUCAGAACUUGCCGAAGUCUGUGAGGCGGCGUCUCCUAUUUGACUGACCAAUAUUUCUUUUGUUCCUUUCUUUUUGAGGCGGCGACUUCUGGGUUUUUAUCAUGUAGGGCUAGUUUUCUUGCGUGUAAUUUACUGAAAAAUGAUGUAAAGUCCAAGCCUUAGACUAACAUGUAAAUUAUUCUGGCCUUCUUUUGUAAAGAAAAGGAGAUUUAGUUUAAGAAUCAGCAGGUCAUAAAUUUCUGGAACACCUGCUCAAUUUCCAUGUCUGGUUUUGUAAUUGACUAUUUCAUCAUCUUUAAUAGUGCUCGUUCAUUUGGGGGUGAUCA